AGUAGUUAUAUUUUUACAUAUAAUUGGUCAUAAUGUAAGGUUUCGAGUGAUUGGAUCUAGAUAUUAUAGACCAACUGAGACAGUUCACCGUUACUUUAGGGUUGUAUUGAGAGCUAUUUUGAAAUUGUAUAAACUAGUUAUUAGAUUACCUGAUGAGUCAACUCCUAGUGAAAUUAGAAACAAUCCAAGGUUUUAUCCUUAUUUUAAAGAUUGCAUUGGAGCAUUAGAUGGAACUCAUAUUCGUGCAUCCGUUCCACUUAGCAUGCAAGGAAGAUUUCGUAGCCGUAAAGGGGGGACCAAACAAAAUGUAUUGGCUACCAUUACAUUUGAUUUGAAAUUUUCCUAUGUUCUAGCUGGUUGGGAAGGUAGUGCACAUGAUUCUCGUAUUUUAAGUGAUUCACUUUCACGUCCAGGAGGAUUAAGAAUUCCGGAAGGUAAAUAUUAUCUUGCUGAUGCUGGAUAUGCCAUCCGAAAUGGAUGUAUUACCCCAUAUCGUGGUGUCCGAUAUCAUUUAAAAGAGUUUGGUGCUGAAGGGCCUGAAAAUGCAAAGGAACUAUUUAAUCUUCGUCAUUCAUCAUUACGAAUCACUGUUGAACGUGUUUUUGGGAUUUUGAAGAAACGGUUUCGUGUAUUAGAUGCUGAACCAUUUUGGAAUUUUCAAACUCAAGUAGAUAUAGUGUUGGCUUGUUGUAUCAUUCAUAAUCAUAUAAUGGGAGUUGAUCCUAGUGAUUUACUUAAUCAAGGAUUAUACGAGGCGUCUGAGUCUGAUUUGAUAAUACCAACUCUCACGGAGCGAGAAGAAAGACAAGAAGCAAGAGAAUGGUCUGCUAAGAGAGAUGAAAUUGCACAAACUAUGUGGACUGAUUAUAUGGCUAGAAAUAUUUAGGUUUAGGGCUUAGGGUUGUUGUUUCUAUGUUAUGUAUGUUUUAGUAUUUAAAAUUUUUUGAAUGUUGUUUUUGUAAAUGUUGGUUGGAUAAUGAUAUUGAAAUUUUAGUUUGUUGGAUUUUGA
Molecule: messenger RNA, 1009 nt
Organism: Gossypium raimondii (Peruvian cotton)
Lineage: Eukaryota; Viridiplantae; Streptophyta; Magnoliopsida; Malvales; Malvaceae
Exons: 2
Coding region: 263-886 (207 amino acids)
Source: RefSeq, a predicted model, not a curated record